Molecule: messenger RNA, 1514 nt
Organism: Apis cerana (Asiatic honeybee)
Lineage: Eukaryota; Metazoa; Arthropoda; Insecta; Hymenoptera; Apidae
Source: RefSeq, a predicted model, not a curated record
CCUCGAAAAAAAAAAUUACGAAAAUUAAAUUACGAAUAUUGGAAUAUCUAUCGGAAUUUAGUUUUCAGACGAGAAUAUUUUAAAUUAUAAUUUGCUUUUCAUUGAAGGGUUGCUUAUUAUCUAUUUUUAACUACUGACUUUUUGGAAUUUUAUGGGAAAAGAUUCCCAAGCUCAUGUCAGUUAAAAAAAAAGGAAAAAAAUAAUUGUAUCGACACAGGAUCGUAUUUAAAGAAAAUAUCAAUAUCACCAAUUUGAAAGAUCUUCGAAAACGUUUUUGUCAAUUACGAAGAAAAUCGAGUUCAAUUUAAUCACGAAGAAUAAAAUUUCAAAUUUUUAAUUUUUCCCGUCAUUAUUUCGAACAAUCAUCGACAGAAAUUCGACGUUGUUAAUGUUUUUCAUGAGAGAAAAAGAAAAUUGGAAAAGACACAGAGGGAGGGGAAAACAAGAAGGAAUUAUACGACAUGACUAGAACAAUAAUAUUAUCCACGAUAUACAACGAUAAGCGAUUGGUUAUCAAUGAUAAGAUUUAUCAAACGUUCGAACGAGCAGUGGUCGCGAUAGAAUUAUCCACGGAUGACUAUAAGACCAAAAAACGAGUUAUUCCAUCAUCAACUCGAUUCAAACGAAGGAAGAAAAAUUUCCUCGAUUAUUACAUUCUUUUCUACGAAAAAAAACAUUUCAACUCUGAUAAUAAUCGCAACUGAUCUUGUAUAAUCCCUCUCGUCGUUCAGAUAUUAAAAUUAAUUAAUUAAUUUGAUAAGGUUUUGUUGAUUACAAAAAAAAAAGGUAUAUUUUGUUUAAUAUCAAAAUAUCAUACUUUUGAAAAGCACGAUGAAUUCUCGUCACUCUCUCCGGGGGCAAAAUGAUGGGCAACGAGCUUAAUUCCUUCACAUCAAAGACAUUAACUGGUACACCUAAUAAAGAAGAAGAGGAUUCCAAGUAUAUAGAAAUGCAAGAAAAUACAUUGUCCCCUUCACCCUCAGUCUCGAAGACUAUCGUUAUCACAGUGCAGCCACAAGGACAAAUUGAAGAGUUAAGAAGACCGAUACCUGUGAGCACGUUGGAUUGGAUAUCGACUCCGAGAUCGCAACUGACAGUACUCUCGGGAAACCAUUUCUUGGCCAAUGUGGAGCAGCUAGAAAUACAACAGAUUGUUGAUUUAAACACACUACUUGGUAAAUCGGAAAAAAGAUUCCAAUAUAGAGUGAAAGUACCGAAAGCUGAAACAUUAUUCUUGGCAAUGGAAGAAAAAACCGAGAGCCGAUCGAGUGAAUGGAAUUGUUCCAACUUGAUACACGAUCACUUUGUGUUAAAUGUUGUAGACCAGUCCGGCGAAUCUGCAUUCGUCAUGAAUAUGGAUACGAGCCUGACAGGAUGACGGUGAAAAGCAGAAAUUUAAUUGGCACGGUGGAAGAAAAUUUUAACAUAAUAGGUUCGAGUUUCACGGUAUACGAUGCGAUACGGAACAAACUUUGUAACAUAUAUGGUCCAAAUGUGUGCGGUUGCUGUAUGUA